UAUUGAGUAAUGGAUUGAUUUGCAUGAAUAUAUUCCAUUCAUAAUGUCCUAAAAAAGUUGAACCCGGUCUCCCUACCAAAAAAUUUUUUGGGAUGCCAAUUCUCUGUCACAAUCAAUAUGCAUCAUUUUGUGAAGGAUCUCUAUUAUAUAUGUGAUAUGUCCUAGGAAAUUUGGAUGACUAAAUCAUACAUCUUAUGUUCUUCAAGCAUUCUAGCUGUUACUCUAUAAUGGAAAUUUCAACUGAAGAUAAAAUAAAGCAUAACAUCAAUAAGGAGCUUUACAGUGCAUUGAUGAAGCAAGAAUCAAAUAAAGUUAUACGACUCUGUCAAGAACUCCAAGAGGGGCCAUUGCAUAUAUUAACCGUGCACGAUGACACAGUUCUCCAUUUGGCUGCCUUCUCUAAACAAACAAAUUUGGUUCUCCGGUUACUUAAAGAGUUGGAAACGCGAUUUCCUGAGUUUCCUCUAGAUGGACUAAAGCAUUGCAAUGAUUUGGGGGAUACCAUUCUUCAUGACAUAGCCACUUUUGACAGAUCAGAUUUAGCUGCAAAAUUAAUAUUGGAUAAAGCACCUGAUUUACUUCGUGUGCGCAAUAAGGGUGGAGAUUCUGCUUUAUUUCGUGCUGUUCGUUAUGGGAAUGAAGUGAUGUUUAAGUUUCUUGAUGAACAAGUGAAUCAACGUUUUCAUGGUGAUGAGAGAGAGGCUUGUUAUUAUAAUUAUGGUGGAGCCACAGUUCUUCAUGCUUCUGUGCGCUGUCAGCACUUUGAUUUGGCCCUGUCGAUUGCUAAAAAGUAUGAUUAUUUGGUCCAUGAGCGAGAUGCAGAUGGAAUGACUGCUCUUCAACUUCUUGCAUGCAACCGACAAGCAUUUGAAACUCAAAAACGUUAUAGAGUGCCUAUGGUGGAGUGCAUGCAUCAGCAAAAGCAGAGACAUGAAUCAGUUCUUGAACUUGCAAAGUUCUUGAUAGCAAAGGAUACUUCUUGGGAGCAUUCAGAGUCUGCAUUAAAUAAGGUCGAACCUCGAUAUCACAAAUAUAGACUAAAGUCAGAUGUUUCAAAAGGCCAAGAAAAAGAGGAUCAACGUGGUGUUGCACAAGAAGGACAAGCUGUUACAAAAGUGGCUGCGUCACCAUUGAUCCUAGCAACCAAAUCAGGUUGCACGGAAAUUGUGGAGGAAAUAUUGAAAACGUAUCCUCAAGCUGUGGAAUAUAUUGACAGUGAAGGUUGUAACAUUUUGCACGUCGCUAUCAAGUACCGCCAGAUGCAAAUCUUUGACAUAGUUAAGAAAAUGGAUAUGCCAAUGAGGAGACUCAAGAUAAAAAUUACUCAUAAGGGAAAUUCCAUAUUGCACAUGGUUGGUAUAAAAGAGGACCCCGAAAUUGCAGAUAUGAGAAUCCCUGCUCAUCUGUUGCAAGAGAAUUUGCUCUUAUUUGAGCGAGUGAAAGACGUCUGCUCAAAUGAUUUUUUCGAAAUUAUUAACAACGAUGGAAAGACGGCAGAAGCGUUAUUCACUAAAGCAAAUGCUAAACUUCGUUCAGAAGCAAAAGACUGGCUUAAACGCACUGCGGAGAACUGUACAAUAGUUGCUGUGCUCAUUGCAACUGUGGCUUUUGCAGCAGCCUAUACUAUUCCAGGUGGUCCAAGUCAAAGCACUGGUUAUCCCGUCCUCAUGGACCAUCCAUUCUUCGUGAUUUUCACCAUUGGAGAUGUGCUCUCCAUUACCUUUGCUUUGACCUCAAUGAUCACCUUUCUCUCAAUUCUUACCUCUUCAUUUAUGAUGCAUGAAUUCAGGCGGUCGCUUUCUGAGAAGUUAAUUCUGGGGUUUACCCUCUUGAUUCUUUCUGUGUCGACGAUGAUGUUAGCAUUCGCGUCGACUAUAAUCUUGAUGAUUCACUAUAAGGAAAGGUGGACAAAAAUUGCUUUAUCUUCCAUGGCAUUCCUACCAGUGACCAUCUUUGCAGUUUCAUAUUUUCCUCUGUAUGUCUCAUUAUGGAAGAACUUCAACUACUCAUUAAGGAAAUUAGCCAAGGAUAUGCGAGAUUAUUAUAUCAGGAAGGCCUAGUGAUUCCCCAUUGCCAAACUCUUCCAGUCUCCAUUAGUCUAAAUCUACUAAAAUUGGCAUUUCCACAUCUUAUUUUUAGUAACAAAAUAUGUGAUAGUUGUUGUGUUUGAUACAUAAAGGGGCUUUAGUCCAACCAAGAAUCUUCACAGUAGUCUUGUAUCCUUGAAAUGUAUUCUAAUAGUAGGGAUGUGUUAUCAAUGAAUGUAUGUUUGUCAA
Molecule: messenger RNA, 2276 nt
Organism: Lycium barbarum (goji berry)
Lineage: Eukaryota; Viridiplantae; Streptophyta; Magnoliopsida; Solanales; Solanaceae
Product: ankyrin repeat-containing protein At5g02620-like
Exons: 4
Coding region: 195-2060 (621 amino acids)
Molecular function (GO): protein binding
Source: RefSeq, a predicted model, not a curated record